Penicillium canescens is the source of this 1365-nucleotide messenger RNA. RefSeq names its product CAZyme family AA7. Gene Ontology annotation, molecular function: heme binding; catalase activity. Lineage: Eukaryota; Fungi; Ascomycota; Eurotiomycetes; Eurotiales; Aspergillaceae. Gene Ontology annotation, biological process: hydrogen peroxide catabolic process; response to hydrogen peroxide. The coding region runs from base 1 to 1365 and encodes 454 amino acids. Gene Ontology annotation, cellular component: peroxisome; mitochondrion; cytoplasm. The transcript has 3 exons. The record is from RefSeq and is a predicted model, not a curated record.
AUGACCCGAACCGAGGCAAAGAAAUGCCCCGCCAUGGGCCAUGCACUCUCGUCAAAAUCCAGCAUCGGGCCCAAGGAUAUUUACACUCUGGAGGCAUUGUCCCAUUUCAAUCGAGAAAAGAUACCUGAACGAGCCGUUCACGCUCUGGGAUCCGGGGCUUACGGGGAGUUUGAGGUGACACACGACAUCUCGGAUAUUUGCAACAUUGACAUGCUCCUCGGGGUCGGCAAAAAAACGCCGCUGGUGACACGCUUUUCCACGACUGGUCUGGAACGGGGCUCUUCAGAUGGGGUGCAAGACCUUAAGGGCAUGGCCACUAAGUUUUUUACGAAAGACGGGGAGUGGGAUUGGGUUUUUCUCAAUUUCCCUUUCUUUUUCAUCCGUGAUCCCGCCAAGUUCCCCGAUAUGAUUCAUUCGCAGAGAAGGGACCCCCAAACCAACCGGCUGAACCCUAAUAUGUUCUGGGACUUCGUGACGGACAAUCACGAAUCGAUCCAUAUGACGUUGCUACAGUACAGUGACUUUGGCCGAAUGUUCACCUGGCGCACGUUGAGCAGUUACGCAGGACAUGCAUUCAAAUGGACAAUGCCCGACGGCUCGUUCAAGUACGUCCAUUUCUUUUUGGCGUCGGACCGUGGGCCCAACUUCACGGAAGGUGCCGGCGCGACCAUGGAUCCUAGCGACCCUGACUUCGGAAGUAAAGAUCUCUUUGAGGCGAUCGAGCGAGGUGGUGGAUCCGAAAGACGCGCCCCGUUUAGGAUUCAAUAUUUUGGACGUCACCAAGCACUGGAACCUGGGCACGUAUCCCCAGGGCCUGGAAAAAUUCCCUGCCGACCUUUCGGCAAGCUCACCCUGAACCGUAACGUGACGGACUAUUUCACCGAGGUCGAGCAGCUGGCCUUCUCACCGUCGCACAUGGUUCCGGGCGUCGAGGCCUCCGAAGACCCGAUCCUGCAGGCCCGCAUGUUUGCAUACCCCGACGCGCAGCGGUAUCGUCUAGGGGCUAUCCCACGAGCUCCACCGAGUCGCAUGCCGUCGGCCCUAAAGUCGGAGGCCGAGCUGGGACAGGAGUUCGCCGAGUGGGUCGCACAGGUAUCUUCGGAUGAAUGGUCUGGCUCUCACGAGGAUGAUUACAAGUUUGCCCGGGAGUAUUACGAAGUCCUUCCGGACUUUCGGAGUCAAGAUUUCCAGGAUCGAAUGGUGGACAGGAUUGUUGCGUCGGUGUCGCAGACCAGAGAGGAAAUCCGAGAUAAGGUGUAUCGCACUUUCGCCCUUGUGUCCUCCGAGUUGGCCCGCAGGGUGAGGGACGGGGUUGAGAAAUUUGAUGACAGUAGUAAGGUACAAGUUACACAGUCGAGGUUGUAG